Molecule: messenger RNA, 4074 nt
Organism: Empidonax traillii (willow flycatcher)
Lineage: Eukaryota; Metazoa; Chordata; Aves; Passeriformes; Tyrannidae
Gene: RRAGC
Product: Ras related GTP binding C
Exons: 7
Coding region: 26-1258 (410 amino acids)
Biological process (GO): cellular response to amino acid stimulus; regulation of autophagy; positive regulation of TOR signaling
Cellular component (GO): nucleus; lysosome; Gtr1-Gtr2 GTPase complex
Molecular function (GO): GTP binding; GTPase activity
Source: RefSeq, a predicted model, not a curated record
GGCGGGCAGCGGGCUCAGGGCGGACAUGGCGCUGCAGUUCGGCGGGGCGGGCGCGCCAGGCGCGGCUGAGGAACCGGCGUUGGUGGGGGGCAGCUUCGGGGCCGCGGACUCGUUCCCCAAGGACUUCGGCUACGGGGAGGAGGAGGAGGAGGAGGCGGAGCUGGAGGGAGGCCCAGGGCCCGGCGGGCCCGGCGGCGGCGCGGGUGGACCUGGCAGCGGCGCGGGCGGGGCGGACUCCAAGCCGCGGAUCCUGCUUAUGGGGCUGCGGCGCAGCGGGAAAUCCUCCAUCCAGAAGGUGGUGUUUCACAAAAUGUCUCCCAAUGAGACACUGUUCUUGGAAAGUACCAACAAAAUCUACAAAGAUGAUAUUUCCAACAGUUCGUUUGUGAAUUUCCAAAUAUGGGAUUUUCCUGGACAGAUGGAUUUUUUUGAUCCAACAUUUGACUAUGAGAUGAUCUUCAGAGGAACGGGUGCUCUAAUAUAUGUUAUUGAUGCCCAGGAUGACUACAUGGAAGCUUUAACUAGACUGCACAUUACAGUUUCAAAAGCCUACAAGGUCAACCCGGAAAUGAACUUUGAAGUUUUUAUUCAUAAAGUUGAUGGUUUAUCAGAUGACCAUAAAAUAGAAACUCAGAGGGAUAUUCAUCAGAGGGCUAAUGAUGAUCUUACGGAUGCUGGGCUUGAAAAACUUCACCUUAGCUUUUAUUUGACCAGUAUCUAUGACCAUUCAAUAUUUGAAGCCUUCAGUAAAGUGGUACAGAAGCUCAUUCCACAACUACCAACCCUGGAAAACCUACUUAAUAUCUUUAUAUCAAAUUCAGGCAUUGAAAAAGCUUUUCUCUUCGAUGUAGUCAGCAAAAUCUACAUUGCAACAGACAGUUCCCCUGUGGACAUGCAGUCAUAUGAGUUGUGCUGUGACAUGAUUGAUGUAGUGAUAGAUGUUUCCUGUAUAUAUGGGUUAAAAGAAGAUGGCACUGGAAGUGCUUAUGAUAAAGAGUCAAUGGCAAUUAUCAAGCUCAAUAACACAACGGUCCUGUACUUAAAGGAAGUAACAAAAUUUUUGGCAUUAGUUUGCAUUCUUAGAGAAGAGAGUUUUGAGCGCAAAGGUUUGAUAGACUACAAUUUUCAUUGCUUCCGCAAAGCCAUUCAUGAAGUCUUCGAAGUAGGUGUUGCCUCCCACAGAAUCUGCAACUAUCAAUCAAGUACCUCAAAUAUGAAAGCAGUGACUCACAAUGGCACACCUAGGAAUGCAGUCUAGAGGAAAGCUAAUGACCUUGGAUAGACUUGUCAGCUCUUCACUCCAAAGUUUUGUGGAACAAGAGAAGAGUAGUCUGAAAGCCUGAAGUAUGUUUCAGAGGAGAAGAGUGGUCCUCACUGUGGAACAGCAGCUUGUAACUGAUGUUGGACAGCUGAAACUACUGUAAAAAUACUUUGAGGCCAGUGGAGUUAGAAAUGCUGGUUAAAACCAGCUCUGUUGCAAAUGCAGUAGUUUUUCAGUUUGGAAUCCUAUUUUAACAGUCUGUCUCUGACUGAUUGCCUGGUCAAAACUUAAAAACAAUUGAGUUGAGUUUUUUGUGAAACACUGAAUAGUCACUUGCUCAAAUGCUUUUAUUAUUAUUAUUAUUUUAAAUUAAUCUGUAGAAUAUCCACUUUUGCUUAAGUUUACCCUUUUGUCAUGCAAAAGAAAAAAUGUAAUUAAGGCUUGUGAAACUCAGGCUUUUUGCUUGCUGAGGCUGGUCUCAAAUCAUUCCAUUAAGUAGCUCUUGCUGGUGUGCUCAUAAUAUUCUUGUGAAUUCUGUGUUUCUUAAGUGGAUGCAAGGUAGAGCUCUGUUCUAAUGAUUAUGUGUUUGUUUAGAGAACUGACCUGGGGCUUCAUUUUAAGAGAUCGUGAUACUUCUCUUUCAGACCACACUUCUUGGUAUGUCCCCUUUGAGGGAAGGGAAGUAUUAAAAUCAGAAAUAAACUACCUGCUCUCUUUUGCAAAAACAUGGAUGUCAUAAAUCUGUGUGAUUAAUCCUAUUUAUGAAACAACUGCAUGGCUAGCUGAACUGAAAUGUCUGCCAUAUAUUGAAAUAAAGCAACCACUUUCAGCUAUUCCCAAGCAAAGAAAAAUGACAAAGUUAUUGACUUCUGAUGGUGGAUCUCUUUCCUCUCUGACUGAUAAUUAAGACAGUUCCUAGGAAAAUGUCUGAGGGUGUUAUCCAUGCAUGGCAAUUAAGUAUCGGUCUACCAUAACCUACUAAUAACACUGGACUUUGAAAGCAUGUUGAUUCUGUACUGAGACAAACACCUUCUUGUUUGUCACCAGGCAAUCUGACUAGAACUGGUUUUUUCUGAUUUUGUGAAUGCUUACUUUCAUACUAUGGGCAGUAUAUCUGAAUUCUUUAAUUUAUUGAUAUUGGUAUUAUUACAGUAGGUGUCAUACUAUACAUCAACCUUGCUAUGCAGUAAGCUCAACCACUGGCCCAUAAAGAUCUUGCCUCUCUUUACCCGUCCCUAUGUGUGUAUAGGUGUCGCAAAGCCAUUGGACCAACUAUACAAGUGCCACUAUAAAAUUUUGUGCAAGAAGAACUAACUGUAAGCAAUCUCUGCAACUACUGUAUUUAUGUGGUCAGAAGUAACCAUGGGAAUGCUUCUGUGCUUAUAGAAAGAACUUCAACUGAACUAUGUAAAAAUGAAUAUACAUUAGGGUAUAUACACGUACUGAAUAAAUGGGGUUUUUUACAGCAGGAGACUUUGGAAUUCAAGUGCUCUAGGUCAGUUCUCUUAAACCUAGGCUGAGCCCCUUUUUGUUAAUGGAGCUGUAGAAUUGGUUUUUUGAGGAGGUGCUGCAGGCUUAUAAGAUUGGGUUUUGUAGUUUGCAAGCACUGUCGCAGUGUUCUAAUGCUAAAGGUAAGAGGAGAAGUUUUUGGCAAGAUCACAGGAAGAAUGAAAUAAUUCCCAUUUGUGCAGUGAGUUUUCCAUGUUCUAAGUACAUGUGUGCAUUCUCUUUGUUUUUGCCCACUACAGGAUUUUGUGCUAAUAAAAUGAAAAACAAAAAAGGCACUAUUGUUUCUGCUUGUCUUUAUAGACAAAAGCCUAUAAAUGCCUGUAUAUUAAAGCAAAUUUUUAAAAGCCAUGUUAUCUUUAUGGUAUAUUUUAAAAUAGUUAAAUACCACAUUCCCAUGUGAGACUUUAAAAAUUUUAGUCAAGCUUAACUUUCAUCUCAAUUAAAGCUGAAUCCAAAAUGAAUAUUUUCAGAAGAUGACUCUGGAUUUUAAAGGCAUAUAAAUGAUUACAUGACUUGUCCUGUUCUUUUCAUUAACGGUGAACCUUAGACUGUGUUCUGAAAUUCUGCCUUCUGCUGUGCAUGUUGUGGUGGCUUUCUGUAUUUCAAUUUGUUGCAGGGGUUUUUUUGUUUUGGGUUGGGAGUUUUUUGUCAGCAUUACCUUACUUUGAAAUGGUUGCAUCUACUAAAGGUUAAUUGUAGCAGGUCAAAACCGAAUACUGUCAUUUUCACUAUUACCUGCACAAUGUUAGCUUUAAAAGUUAAAUUUGUCUUUAGUAAGGAGCACAGUGCUUCUUUAGUUUACUGGAACUAGUCUUCCUAAUUAAGUCAGAUGCUGCUAUUUGAGUAGAGGGUUACUAAUCUGUUGCUGCUUUAGUAAGGCAGUUUUUGGUUUCUGCUGAAAUCUUUAUGGUGCCACAGAGGAGGAAGGAUAGGAGUUAGGUUUUAUUUUCUUCCUUGUGCAGGGAUUUGUUUCCCUUGCCUGUGCUGACCUGCUGCAGGGAGAGAUCGUGGUAGAGACAAGGGGAGGCAAUAUCACAAUCUCUCCAAUACAAGAACUGAAACUAUGAAGGAAACCAUCAACUACUGCUUCACCUUUCUGCCUUGUUAUUUUUCCCUUUUUCCACCUCUACACCUGUAGUGGUACAGAUGCUCUGCAGUUUUUUUGCAAACAACUGAGGUUGCGUGGUUCUGAGGAGAAAAAUGGUGCAGACAGGGGAGGACACAGGGAAAAUGGUGGUCUGCCUGCUGGGAGAAGGAAUGAAAAUUUUGUUCUGUUGAAGAAUAAAGCAAGCCCUUGCAAGGUA